GACGGUGAGUCCAAUGUGGCUUUGCAUCGUGCGGCACGAAAAGGUCAGGAGAAGGUGGCUGAAACCCUUGUGGCAGCCGUGUCGGGCCGCAACACCUCCAAUGGCAGUUCCUCUGUGGACAUCCUGAAUCGAUUCGGCCGAACACCACUGCACGAAGCUGCAGCGUUUGGAUAUGUCGGGGUGGUCCGCACACUCGUAGCAGGACGUGCAAAUAUGAACCUGCCGGAUAGUCACUGCGAGACGCCGCUCCAUGCGGCAGCUCUAGAGGGGCAUCUGGAUGCCGUGCGGCUGCUGACGGAGGCUGGCGCUGAUGCCAACAAGCCGGAUUGUCACGGAAGAACACCGCUUCAUGCUUCGGGCAACAAGGGCUACGUGGACGUCUCGAGGUACCUGGCCGAGAAUGGUGCAGAUCCCACCAAGCUAGACCGCUACGGCGACACACCGGUUACCUACGUGUCUUAG
Messenger RNA from Symbiodinium pilosum, 462 nucleotides. NCBI's taxonomy places the organism in Eukaryota, Dinophyceae, Suessiales, Symbiodiniaceae. The record is from the annotation of a GenBank genome assembly.